UUACUGGGCACUAAAUAGAGAAGGUUCGGGCUAGAAUGGCUGCAAAAUGGAGCUCGAUAGUGGGAGUUAGCGCAGACCAGCCGCACGUGAGGUUCAACCCUCUGCGAGGGGAGUGGGUCUUGGUCUCCCCUCACCGCCUGAAGCGUCCCUGGAGCGGCCAGGUGGAGAAAGGAGGGGACGAGGUAGUUCCACCGCACGAUCCUAAAAACCCUCUCUGUCCCCGAGCUGUCCGUGCCAAUGGAGAGGUAAACCUCUCCUUCCGGUCCCAUAGAUGCCAGUUACACCUGUAGGUAAAUCCUGACUAUGACAGUACUUACGUCUUCACCAAUGACUUCCCAGCCAUGCCUCCUGGUGCUCCCGACCUGGGUGAGAGUGGAGAACAUCAUCUACUGAGAGCAGCCAAAGCUCAAGGCACCUGUCGUGUGAUGUGUUUCCACCCGCGAUCUGACCUCACUCUGCCGCUGAUGGCGCUGCCAGAGAUCAGACGAGUCGUCGACGAAUGGGCCAAUCAGAUCACGGAGCUGGGCCGGAGCUACCUGUGGGUACAGGUCUUUGAGAACAGAGGGAAGGUAAUGGGCUGCUCCAACCCCCACCCCCACUGUCAGAUAUGGGCCUCCAGCUUCAUGCCAAAUGAACCUGGACGAUCUGAUGCCAACCAGUUGAAGUACUAUGAGGAACACGGUGCUCCACUGCUGCUGGACUACGUGCAGCUGGAGCUGAAGAAGAAGGAAAGAAUUGUGGUGGAGACUGAACACUGGCUGGCAGUGGUUCCUUUCUGGGCUGUGUGGCCAUUUGAAACUCUUCUGAUGCCACGACGACACGUCCAGCGGUUUCCAGACCUGACUGACAGCGAGAGAGAUGGUAAACUAGCCUCAUCUCACAUUUCUUUUCCUUCUCCCGCUCCUGCUCUUUCUCCCCAGACCUCUGUGUGGCCAUGAAGCAGCUGCUGACGAAAUACGACAACUUGUACGAGUGUUCCUUCCCCUACUCCAUGGGUUGGCAAGGUGCUCCUACUGGACCUCAGCGUGAUAAAGAUUGCCCUCACUGGCAGCUGCAUGCUCUCUACUUCCCUCCACUUCUCCGCUCGGCUACGGUGAAGAAGUUCAUGGUGGGCUACGAGAUGCUGUGUCAGAGUCAGCGCGAUCUGACUGCAGAACAAGCCGCCGCUAAACUGAGGGAACUCCCAGAUCUCCACUACAAACUCUCCUCAAACUAACUUUUUAUUGGUACACUGGAGCCUAGUGGCUUAAUUUAUAGGUGUGGAUUCUCUUAUAACAAGGAAGUCAUCAUAAAAAUGUGAAAUUACAUGAUUGUGGGUGUAGGAAAAGAGCAAAGUGGCAGAUUUUUUUAUUAACCCUCGGCGCGCAUGCAAAUUUUUUUUUGCACUAAACAAGCCACCGGUAAUACGAAAAUAGAGAG
Messenger RNA from Geodia barretti, 1419 nucleotides. Lineage: Eukaryota; Metazoa; Porifera; Demospongiae; Tetractinellida; Geodiidae. The record is from the annotation of a GenBank genome assembly.